Molecule: messenger RNA, 1053 nt
Organism: Maudiozyma saulgeensis
Lineage: Eukaryota; Fungi; Ascomycota; Saccharomycetes; Saccharomycetales; Saccharomycetaceae
Source: the annotation of a GenBank genome assembly
AUGCAAGAAGAGGAAACAUAUAGAGUACUUGGAACCUUGAGGUAUGAUCCGCAACUGACUACAAUAAGUCAGAUCAAGGAAGGCGAAAAAACCUUUAUAUCAGUUAAAUCAAACUGGGGCUCAUAUCACUUAUCACAGGAUGAUGAAGGCUAUAAGUUUCCUGAAUCGUUUGAGCUGAACGACGUGAGAACAAGGACAGAAAUUGGUGAUAAUUUGGAGACAAAAAACUUUAAAGGUGACACAUAUGCUAUAGUUGAAAGCAAUAGCUAUAGUGGUAUUGAAUAUGAUGAUAUAGAUCGAAUAAAAGCUAUUAUAUUUGAGAGAUUUUUGUUUUAUGAACAACAAAUCAAUAGAAUGCUCUUCACUGCAGAAGCUUUAGGAAUUCGUUCUCUUCCUGAUAAGCAAAAGAUUCGAACACUACUAUUACAAUGCAUUGUAGGUAAAAGAGAUUUUGCUUGGAAUAGUAGAAAUAACUUACUGGCUGUUCUUAAGAGAACUAAACCUACCUAUAAAAUAAGAAUACUACUUGAUAAAAAAGGUUCCAUAAAUGUCCAAAGGACUGAGAUACCUACAUUACCUUAUUCUAUCAAUUAUUUCUAUAAGAAUAUACUGGGUGGACUGCUGGAAUCAACCGAACCUACUUGGGACAUAUUCCUCGAUGAUUACCCCAUAAUAUCAUCCCGUUUUACUACCUUUAAGACAACAAACCGGGAGCACUAUGAUUUUGCAAGACGUGUGCUACAUCAGAAAGUUUCCAGCUAUCGUAAUAAUGAUUCUAUACUAAGAAGUGAAAUAUUAUUAUUUAACAAAGAUAAAAUUAUUACUGAGGGUAGUAUCACAAAUAUUGCGUUGAAAAUUACUGAUAAAAACGGAACAAGAUAUAUUACUCCUUUUUUAACCUCUGGAUGUUUAUGUGGUAUUAUGAGAUAUUACUUGUUGAAAAAGGGCUAUAUAGAAGAAGGUGUUAUUUUAAAAAGUGACAUAAAAAUUGGAGAUACAAUUUUGUUGUUUAAUGGUGUGAUGGGAUGCGUAAAAGGUAUCGUGAGAGGAUGA